Molecule: messenger RNA, 1327 nt
Organism: Talpa occidentalis (Iberian mole)
Lineage: Eukaryota; Metazoa; Chordata; Mammalia; Eulipotyphla; Talpidae
Gene: HAPLN2
Product: hyaluronan and proteoglycan link protein 2
Exons: 8
Coding region: 305-1327 (340 amino acids)
Biological process (GO): cell adhesion
Molecular function (GO): hyaluronic acid binding
Source: RefSeq, a predicted model, not a curated record
GGGGCACUGGACAGAAGGGAUUAGGUUUCUUGAAGCAGCUGGAAGUCCUGAAAGUCUGGUUCCCACCUUGAGAGCCUCUUCCCACAGGUUUGCGUACCCAGGCACCGGAGGGCAGAGUCUCACAGCCUCAUCUCCACCAAUCAAUCCACCCCUUCUCUGGUCCGAGAGUAUCUAGAAGCAACGAAGGACCCCAUUCUCUGUAUUCUUCCAGCAGGAAGCAGAACAAAGAACUGCCAAUCAUUGGCCUCUCCAUCUCUGUGAAGAGACAAGCUUCUAAAAGACAGUGCCAAGCUGACUUCCCAUCAUGCCAGGUGGACCUAGUCUCUCCACACUCUCCCAUUUCCUUCUCCCUUGGGUCUUCAUCAUCUUCCACAAAGCCCUUGGGGACUCAGCAUCCCACCCUGGCCCCCACUACCUUCUGACCCCCAUCCACGAGGUCAUUCACUCCCAUCGCGGGGCCACCGUCACGCUGCCCUGCGUCCUGGGCGCCCCGCCUCCCAGCUACAAGGUCCGUUGGAGCAAAGUGGAGCCCGGGGAGCUCCGGGAAACUCCCAUCCUCAUCACCAAUGGACUGCACGCCCGCGGCUUCGGCCACCUGGGGGGGCGCGCAAGGUUGCGGAAGGGGCACCGGCUAGAUGCCUCCCUGAUCAUCGCUGAUGUGCGCCUGGAGGACGAGGGCCGGUACCGCUGUGAACUCAUUAAUGGCAUCGAGGACGAGAGCGUGGCGCUGACCCUGCGCCUGGAGGGUGUGGUGUUCCCGUACCAGCCUAGCCGAGGCCGGUACCAGUUCAAUUACUACGAGGCGAAGCAGGCGUGCGAGGAGCAGGACGGUCGCUUGGCCACCUACGCCCAGCUGUACCAGGCGUGGACCGAGGGCCUGGACUGGUGUAACGCGGGCUGGCUGCUUGAGGGCUCGGUGCGCUACCCGGUGCUGACCGCGCGCGCCCCGUGCGGUGGCCGCGGCCGGCCUGGGAUCCGCAGCUACGGGCCCCGCGACCGCAAGCGCGACCGCUACGACGCCUUUUGCUUCACCUCGGCCCUCGCAGGUCAAGUGUUCUUCGUGCCCGGGCGGCUGACUCUGUCCGAAGCGCACGCGGCGUGCCGGCGGCGCGGGGCUGUGGUGGCCAAGGUCGGGCACCUCUACGCGGCCUGGAAGUUCUCGGGGCUGGACCAGUGCGACGGCGGCUGGCUGGCGGACGGCAGCGUGCGCUUCCCGAUCACCUCGCCCAGGCCGCGCUGCGGGGGCCUCCCCGACCCCGGGGUGCGUAGUUUCGGUUUCCCCAGGCCCCAGCAGGCCGCCUACGGCACCUACUGCUACUCAGAAUAG